Molecule: messenger RNA, 3019 nt
Organism: Cynoglossus semilaevis (tongue sole)
Lineage: Eukaryota; Metazoa; Chordata; Actinopteri; Pleuronectiformes; Cynoglossidae
Gene: fibinb
Product: fin bud initiation factor b
Exons: 1
Coding region: 5-634 (209 amino acids)
Source: RefSeq, a predicted model, not a curated record
CACCAUGCUGUUUCUUCACUUGCUCCUCUGUGCCGGGAUGAUGUUGCAGUCUCUGCCGAGGUGCGGGUCUUAUUACAGUGGACCAUUACAGCCGGAGAUGUCCAACGGCACUUUCCAUCAUUAUUUCGUGCCGGACGGAGACUACGAGGAAAACGACGACCCGGAGCAUUGUCAGAUGCUUUUUAAAGUCACCGACGAACGAAAGUGCGGCGGUGACGAGGACCAGGACCUCCUGAUACGGGAGGAUUUCACCAUCAUCAAGCGGCAGAUCGAGGACUCGGCACGGGUGCUGGAGGGGAUCGGAAAGAGCAUCUCUUUCGACCUGGACGGAGAGGACAGCUACGGAAAGUAUCUGCGCCGGGAGACAACUCAGAUCAGCGAGGCGUUCACGAACUCGGAGAAAUCUCUGCUGGAGCUGGAGGUGAAAUUCAAGCAGAGUCAGGAAGGGGAGCUGAAAGAGGAGCACCGGCUCAGCGACGACUUUCUUACCAUGGUCGUGCAGACACGGGACGUCCUGAAGGAGACGAUGGACAUCUCUCAGGGCCUGAAGGACAAACACGAGCUACUGUCCCUAAUCAUCCGCAGCCAUGGCACAAGACUGAGUAGACUGAGAAACGAGUACUUGAAGUUUUAAGAAUAGAACAGUUCCCAGGACUAUCUGACUGUGCCCUAACUUGAUCACAAGCAACAGGUGACUUUACAGGUCAACAGUGUCCUGAUAAUUUAUGCAACGUCCUGGAAAGUAAAGAAGAUAAAUAUAAUUUUCAUGCACGGGCAUUAAAAUUGUGAAAUAUAUAUGGUUUUAGUGCAGUACAUUUCUUAGAUUGUUCAGAAAUGAUUGAAAAGGAGUGAAACAGUGCAGACCUCUGGACUGUUUUCCACUGUGCCUGAAUCACUUCUGGAUACACAACGGAUAAAAUCCAGAUUACCCUGAAAAUUUCAUAAUUUCUUCCGUUUGGAUCACAACCACAGCCCUGUUAAAUAAACCUUCACUUUUUGAAUUCUACGGAUUAUAAGAAACAGCCACUGGACCAAUUUUGGUACUGUGUUUCAAAUAACCAACAUUGAGUCUUUCAAAAGCUGUGCCAAAACCUGAUCACUUCUUUGGUCAAUAACCUUGAGUCCUCCCCUCUCACCAAAUUUUGAUUCCGACCCACCCUUAACUUUGAGUUAUGGCUGCUGCUGAAAUCAAGAGAUGCAAACCAAAAGCUCCCUCAUGGCGGCAAUAAAAUGUCAUGGGUUUUCCAGGAUUCCUCUUUGGAAAUUAUUGGAGAAUUAAAUGAAGUUCACGUUUUCACAAACAUAGUCCUUAGCCAUGGUCUUAUUUUUAGUUUUAUGGUUAAUCAUAUAAAGGAGAGAGGUGGCGAAUAGACUUUUUAAUUAUUAUGGAAAUCUGUUAGGUAUGGUCAAAAAUGGUUCCUAAAUUCUAAAUAAAUUCAGAUUUAGAUCAGGUUUGAUGAUUCAGAUUCAUUAUGAGAAUCAACAUUUAAUGUGACUCUAAUCCAACUGUUGUCACAUGAUCACAUCACAUGAUCGCUCAUGCAUAUGGCUGGUUUUGCUGGUUUUUAUCUUUCAGUUUUGGAAUUCUCAGUCAUCCCAGUCUCUUUUGGUAGUUCAAUAUCUUUUUCAUUACUUUGUGGUUGUUUCAUUAGGAAUUCCAUUAGGAAACUUUAGUAUUGAGACAGUAAAACAUUUUAUUGAUGUUUUUGUCAAACUGUGGAAGGGCAGAUCUCCAUCGUGGAUUGUGAGGUCAAAUGUUGGGGAGGUCCUCUCUACUCUUUAAAUACAAUUGGAGUUCCUGGGAACUGGCAAAAUUCCUGUUUCCCAGUUCAAAGGAAACAAGCCUUUAAUGAGUCCAGCUGUUUAACAUGAUGGAAUCAUCAUGUACCGGGGGCAGUCAGUGGACUGGAAACAAAACUGCCCUCUGAGUCAGUGAAAAACUGCGGGUAAACGUUGAACAUUUUCUGUGUAACACAACCUAGAAUUAUCUCAGGGCUUGCUGUGAUUUGUAACAAACUUACUAGAAUUUCUGGCAGCAAAAUGCAUUUGCGAUCUAUCUGCCAAAUAGAGGAUUACUUAAAUUAGUCAAAAGCCAAUGUUUAAAGAGAGUAAUCAGAGCUUUAACUUUGAAGAAGUGUUCUCUUAGUCCUCUGGGGCUUGUUUUACAAAUUUAAUUAAAAAUCCAAAACAAAUGUGAUUUACUAAGGCUUUGUUAAAUUUGCUUAAAAAUACAUUUCACUAAAAUAUGUCAAACUAUACCACAUGCUGAUUGUACCACCACAGGGUUCCUGCUGUUCCUGCCAUACAGUAGAGCUAAUUAUAACAGUUAAUGUAUACUGCUCUAAAGACCAACGGGCCAGUUUGCCUGUCAUUAUACUGCACAAAAUGUUUGUGGCCCGAAGGCCUCUAACAGAGUUUCAAUGUGUAAAUGUGAAGAACUAAUUUGUCAAUGAGGCCAGCAGCAUAUUGUAUAUUUAAGUUGGACAUACAUUUUGAAUGUUUUCUUGACAUACUUUUAAAUGUCGGAAAAGAAAUGUGAAAAAGAAAGUAAAUAAAAUGGUUUUGUUUUUGGUUAAGUGACUUUUUAGAAGAUUUGAACACAGUUUGUUACCAAAAGUUGUUUUGCUUUACAGAGGCUAAAAAAAGUACUUUGAUUAUCUGCUUACAUGUGAAAUUCAACCAAAUAACAGACUGUUGGGAUUUUUGAACACUGUCACAAAUUGCAUGUUACAAAAAAACGCCACCUUUGUAAUCAUCUCACUUGAAAGUACAGCAAAUUGCUACUUGUGGUAUGUGAUCAGUGUUUCGAAGGAAUCGCCCUUUUGUCAUCAUGCAGGAUCAUUCCGAUCAGUGUGUUCAUCAACAGCGACAGUGCAGAUUUUCACCACAAUUGUUUUCUUUUUUUAAAUCAAAUAACUGUACCUUUUCAAAACUUAAAUGUAAGUAACUCACUGUACAUAAAAUGUUUAUCCUCUCUUAGACACAUUACCAUAUAACUUGUGAAGUUUAUGAAGCUCAA